UUUAUAAAUUAGAAUUAUUUAUUCGAAAUUAAUAUGGCGGGAAGAUUCUAAAACUUACGUGCUAUUUAGAUUCAAAACCCUUAUUACUCUCGUCGUUACAUCACAUGUACCUAGAUACAGAAUUACCAGAGAAAAUUCCUUAUCUUUUCUAACCUUAUUUUGGUUUAAAGUCUGUUUCUAAAUUUUCUGUGGUUUAUUGUUACUAAUUUAAGAAAAAUUUCUCCUCAAUUCUAUUAAAAAAAAAUUCACUUAAAUCCACGACCUAAAAAAAAAUGAGUACCUUCAAACUGAGCGACUACGACUGCAUCGGCUUCGACCUAGACCACACACUCCUCUGGUACAACGUAACCAACAUGGUAGAAAUGGAGUACCAAGUCCUCACCAAGUACUUAGUAACCAAAAAGAACUACAACCCAGAUUUUUUACAAAAACCGCUGACACCAAAGGACAUAGAUUUCAUGCAAAAAGGACUAGUGCUAGAUUUCGACCGCGGGAACAUUCUAAAACCCGACUCCAAAGGAGUAAUCCAACACGUGAAUCAUGGAUCAACUUCACUCUCAUUAGCCCAAAUAAAUUCUAUCUACCCGAACCAACGUUGGGAGUCUCUCGAUGCGUUUAUCAACAACCCACUCGAUGUCUGGGAAGGGCCUCACUCGAAGAAGAUGAGGGCUCUGAUGGAUUACUACGACAUGCCGGCUUCUCUGGCGUUUGCAAGAGCUGUUGACGAUAUAGACAGCAGAAAUGGCGGAGAAGUAGAAAAGUACGAAGCUUGGAACGAUGUUACUGAAGCUUUGACGAAUAUGUACGAAAGAGGACAGUUUAAAAAGAAUCUCGGAGAGUAUUUCGUUAAUUUGAAGAGUAAUCCCGAUAAAUAUUUAAGAAAAUGCAGCCAAGAAAUCGUGAGCUGGCUGAAGGAGUUGAAAAAAACCAGAGUUACUUUUCUGGUGACUGGAUCUAAUUUAGACUUUGCUGAUUUUACUGCCACGCACACGAUUGGGGAGGACUGGAGGUCUUUGUUUGAUGUUAUUGUUUGUUUUGCGAAGAAACCGGGAUUUUUUACCGGCUCAAGACCGUUUUUAGCACUGGAAGGGUAUGAAGAAGCCCAGGAAGUAAAAGGUGAUGAAUUGAUUCGAGGAGGAAUUUAUUCCCAAGGAAAUUGGAAGGAAUUAAAGAGCUUGUUUGGUAAAAUUACCGGAAAAUCAGAGCCUAAGUGCUUGUACUUGGGAGAUAAUUUAAUUCAAGAUGUAUUUGUGCCUGCUGGACACGCUGGAUUGGAUACUGUCGUUGUGAGUGAAGAAAUGCAUGCUGAGGGCAUGGAUCAUAUCACUCUUCCUCACCCAGAUGCUGAAACUAUGCUGUCCAAUUAUUGGGGCUCUUAUUUUUCUGUUAAGAUUAAUAAUGAUAAUAAUGGAGUAAAAAAUUUUGAGAAAAGCUACUGGAGUUUUUUGAUUGAAAAUUAUUCCAAGCUCUGUAUUCCUUCGAUUAAACUUAUUGCGCGCAAUCCGUUGGAUAAAAUUUAUGAUAGUUUUGAUAAAAAUGAUUUGACUAGACACGGAUAUUAUCCGGCUAAACCUAAUGGUCUUUUUUGAUUUCUUUAAUUAUAUUUGACCUCAGAUAUCCAUAGUUCCAGCAAUUAGCCGACAAUUAUCGUUACUAAGAGAACCAAAGCAGCAGUCAUUGAACGAGCAACGUCAACGCACAUUUAAAAUGAA
This is a messenger RNA of Cotesia glomerata, 1712 nucleotides long. It is a transcript of the gene Nt5a, whose product is annotated as 5'-nucleotidase domain-containing protein 1. The transcript has 3 exons. Lineage: Eukaryota; Metazoa; Arthropoda; Insecta; Hymenoptera; Braconidae. Gene Ontology annotation, molecular function: 5'-nucleotidase activity. Bases 273 to 1589 code for a protein of 438 amino acids. The record is from RefSeq and is a predicted model, not a curated record.